UAUUACCAGUUGCGCACGGUAUUGUGUUGAUCACGUGACCCACCUCCAUCGUAAAUAUUUUUCUCCUGAAAGUGAUUUAUCCCCAAUGUGGCUUUUUAAACUGUAUUAACGACCGCACGACCUAACAUUUCCUUAAUUUAAACGGCGUGGUAUUAGUUCAGCACCUCUAAUCUAUUUAAAUAGUGAAGCUAAGCAGAAAAGAUGAACGUAGAUCUUCCGCAAACAGGACAGACCGGAGCAGCCGCCGCCGCCGCAUCCAGCACAUCCACCACCACCACCACCAGUAGCAGCAGCAGCAGCAGCAGCAGCAACUGCGUCCCGAACAGCAUCUCAGCCGCGAACGCCAGCAGCAUCCCUGCGGUCGGCAGCGGUAAUGUCCCCACCUCAGCUGCCAUGGCAACCCCAUCAUCUGACACCGUGUCAAAUGGGGUGUAUGUGCCCACAGGGAUCGCCAAUGGCGAUGUAAAGCCUGUUAUCUCAACUACACCACUGGCUGAUUUCCUGAUGCAGUUGGAGGACUACACUCCCACAAUCCCAGAUGCAGUCACAGGAUACUACCUCAACCGAGCUGGUUUUGAAGCAUCAGAUCCAAGAAUAAUCCGUCUCAUCUCCCUGGCUUCUCAGAAGUUCAUCUCAGACAUUGCAAAUGAUGCACUGCAGCACUGCAAAAUGAAGGGCACAGCCUCUGGAAGCUCCAGGAACAAGACCAAGGACAAGAAGUACACACUGACAAUGGAAGAUCUGACCCCGGCCCUGUCAGAAUAUGGCAUAAAUGUUAAGAAACCUCACUACUUUAUAUGAGAACAUUUGCCUCACAAAAAACAGACUGCUGGAAAUGUGUUAUUUGUCACAUCAAAGCUUUGAAGAUAUUGUCCUGUAGCACACGAACGAUCAGCCCACUGGGUCAGAAAAGGAACCUUUAGGGAUAUAGCAGCUUUUUUGUAUUUUCUUUAAACAUAUUUGAGUUCUUUGAUUUCACCACACCUUAUGUGACUUUUGUUGACAUCAGUAAAAUUCUCUAUAAAUAAAUUCCUUAUUAAGUUAA
Messenger RNA from Myxocyprinus asiaticus (Chinese sucker), 1045 nucleotides. Its product is annotated as transcription initiation factor TFIID subunit 10-like. The coding region runs from base 202 to 801 and encodes 199 amino acids. Gene Ontology annotation, cellular component: nucleus; transcription factor TFIID complex; SAGA complex. NCBI's taxonomy places the organism in Eukaryota, Metazoa, Chordata, Actinopteri, Cypriniformes, Catostomidae. The record is from RefSeq and is a predicted model, not a curated record. The transcript is spliced from 5 exons. Gene Ontology annotation, molecular function: RNA polymerase II general transcription initiation factor activity; promoter-specific chromatin binding. Gene Ontology annotation, biological process: transcription initiation at RNA polymerase II promoter.